CGACCCUCACCAUCUGCCGGCCCUUCAGAGAGCACCACGCGCCGGACUCAUCGACUUUUCUAUCAUGGUUGUUUUAUAAUAUUUACUUGGAAGUCCUGGUCGCCGAUAGUAUCAAAUUAGUGUGUUACAACUAUGAGUGCUUUUACUUCUCUUCUUUCCUCUAUUUCUGGACAGCCACAGGCACCACAAACGCGCCCUUCGAGUGUUGCGCGGCCAGCGCAGGGCGCACCCAAGCCGACAGACCGAUUUCGUCUAUCGAGCAGCAAUCCUGUUGUCGCAGAUAAUGCAGUAGCCGGUGUCAAGCGGAAAUCAGAGGACCCCGAGCCCAGCCCACGCUUCAAAUCCCAGAAGCUCGACAGGACAACACAACAGACGUCUCAAAAUGUCGCUAGCCAACGACCUGUGUCCGCAGGCACGGCCACAAUUUAUCGUGGUACUGCACGAUCCGCCGGGCCUGGAGGUCAGCCUUCACCGGCCGUCAAACCGGCUUCAAGACCGCAGCAAACUGUGACCUCUUCUUCCUCGACAUCUUUGCCUCGCGCUGCGAAUGCGCCGAGUGCGCCACCAUCGAAACCCCGUGGGUUCGCUGCGCUGCUGGAGAAGGCGAAAGCUUCGCAAGAAGCAACCAAGAUUGCUGCCACAAGCGGCAUCAAACAUAAGCCCAAGCCGGUGGAGAGAGUCAGCCGGAGGGAGCGAGAGAAAAUGCAUAAGGAGGCUAUGCAGGAAGCACAAAAAGCAAAGAAGGCCGGAAAGCCCACUACCACGGAUCGCCAUCGGCCCGCAGGCGUGGGCGAUGGACAGCCAAACCCGCAGAAAAAGGCGCAGGAGACCAGUUACAAGGGCACGAUGAAGAAAUCCGCCGAACCUCUGGCCUAUAAGGGCACAAUGCGAGCAGGGGAGAGCGCGCAACCCCGCGCAAAGCCCGUGGUUAAGAAAGGUAUGGGCCAAGACAGAUACGGAGGUUACGCCAGCUGGUCGGACCUCAGCGAUGCGGAGGAGGAGGGAGAGGAGGAAGACUACGACUCUGCCGCUUCUUCAGACAUGGAGGGUGGCUUCGAUGAUGUGGAUCGGGAAGAGACCGCUGCUCUGCGCGCGGCCAGGAGGGAGGACCAAGCCGCAUUGGAGGAAGAGGAGCGGCAUCGUCGCGAGAAGUUGGAACGCAAGAAAAGGCUUCAAGCACUGAACAAAAACGCUGCUGCAAAGAGGCGAAUCUGAUCGAAUUCAUUGAUUUUUGUUAGUUACAAG
Molecule: messenger RNA, 1245 nt
Organism: Dissoconium aciculare CBS 342.82
Lineage: Eukaryota; Fungi; Ascomycota; Dothideomycetes; Mycosphaerellales; Dissoconiaceae
Exons: 2
Coding region: 133-1215 (360 amino acids)
Source: RefSeq, a predicted model, not a curated record